Molecule: messenger RNA, 1607 nt
Organism: Colossoma macropomum (tambaqui)
Lineage: Eukaryota; Metazoa; Chordata; Actinopteri; Characiformes; Serrasalmidae
Gene: prss35
Product: serine protease 35
Exons: 3
Coding region: 161-1438 (425 amino acids)
Biological process (GO): proteolysis
Molecular function (GO): serine-type endopeptidase activity
Source: RefSeq, a predicted model, not a curated record
UUCUUCUCUCUCUGGUGUGUGUGUGCAGUGUGUGUGCAGUGUGUGUGCAGUGUGUUGGAGGGGGAAUGAGGAUCAGCGCAGUGUUUCCAGACCGGACUGAGGACUCACACAGACGCAGCACAGCGGCCUCACAGCCUGCAGGUGCAGGGCUGUGUGCGUGAUGGCGUCCGAACCCCUUAGCGUCCUGCUCUCUGCGUCCGUGCUGACCCUGCUGUUAGCUGCAGGUGUGGUCAGUACAGGUGAGGAUGAGUACACCUGGCCAGAGCAGGAGCUUCCUCUCCUGCGCUUUAAGCGGACCAUCCGACUGGGCAGCUCCAGCUUCACGGCCGAGGGGCAGACCGAGCUGCAUGGGAUGUGUGGGAUCGAGUGCCAGCAGAGGCUUCCAAACCCCAGCCUGGAGGACCUGGAGCACAUGCUGUCCUACGAAACCAUGUACGCUAACGGCACACGAACGCUAACCCCGGUUAGCCUGCAGGACGGGACUGAGCUCAGCAGCGCAGCUGCUAAUUCCUCCUCGUCCAGUUUGCGGCACAAGAGGGAGGUUUAUGGCCCAGAUACUCGCUUCACCAUCGCCGACAAGCAGUACUCACUCAAAUACCCGUUUUCCACUUCGGUCAAAAUCUCCACCGGCUGCUCCGGAGUGCUGGUUUCCCCCAGACACGUGCUAACAGCUGCCCACUGCAUCCACGACGGCUUAGACUACCUGAAGGGGGCGCAAAAGCUGAGUGUGGGAAUCCUUCGUAAGGGAAGGAAGGGCAAAGGUCGAGGGAAAGGAGGAGGGAAGAGGAGGCGAGGGAAGGAGGGAGAGGAGGAGAAGGAGGGAGAGGAGGAGAAGGAGGAAGAGGAGGGAAAAGGAGGGAAGAAGAAAGAGGAGCGCAAAAAGGCAAAAGGUCGAAAGAGCCGCAGCAAACGCAGCGUAAAGGCCGAAGGAACGUCCUUCCGCUGGACGCGGGUCAAACAGACGCAGGUGCCUAAGGGUUGGUUCAAAGGCGUGUCAGAGGGCGCUGCAGCAGAUUAUGAUUAUGCCGUGUUGGAGCUGAAGAGGGCGCAGAAGAGUCGCUACAUGGACCUGGGCAUCGUCCCUUCAAUCAAAAAACUCCCGGCUGGCCGCGUCCACUUCUCGGGCUUCGAUGAUGACCGGCCAGGUAACCUGGUGUACCGUUUCUGCUCCGUGUCUGACGAGUCCAGUGACCUGCUGUAUCAGUACUGCGACGCCAAGCCCGGCUCCAGUGGUGCCGGAGUGUACGUGCGGCUGAAGGAACCCGGCAGCAAGAGGAAAUGGAAGCGGAAGGUCAUCGGGGUGUUUUCGGGCCACCAGUGGGUGGACUUGAACGGGCAGCAGCAGGAUUACAAUGUGGCCGUGCGAAUCACACCAUUAAAGUUCGCACAGAUCUGUCACUGGGUGCACGGAGACUCUGGACAGUGCCAGAACGCCUGAGGCAGUGCUGCUGAGGCCGGUCUGACUGACCACCCCUCUGUCCUCCCCAUCUUUUACCCUGGCGGUUCCCAACCCUCAUCCUGGAGUACCCCUAGCACAGUUUUGACAUAUUACAGAGUUGAAAUGGACACUUUUUUAUUUUAAUGUGACACAGAUCUGUAGAGCAAGA